Morus notabilis is the source of this 1371-nucleotide messenger RNA. Its product is annotated as DNA replication complex GINS protein PSF2. Bases 487 to 1137 code for a protein of 216 amino acids. Lineage: Eukaryota; Viridiplantae; Streptophyta; Magnoliopsida; Rosales; Moraceae. Gene Ontology annotation, cellular component: GINS complex; nucleus. The record is from RefSeq and is a predicted model, not a curated record. The transcript is spliced from 9 exons. Gene Ontology annotation, biological process: DNA replication; double-strand break repair via break-induced replication.
GAGGGAUAAAAACAUGUCCUGUUUUCCAUCUAAUUUCUCUCCUACCAAACAACUAAGAAUUUUAUUUUCUCUUUAAAAAUCUCUCCACCAUUUUCUUUCCUCUCAAUUUUCACCUAUACCAAACAUAGCAUAAGAGUUUAAGAAGCUUCAUGUCAAGAAAAAAGAGUUGAUCCGUUUAAAAUUCCCACCGCCAUUUUCUUUCUUCCCAAUUUUACCUCUACCAAACAUAACAUAAGAGUUUAAGGAGCUUCAUGUCAAGAAAAAAGAGUAACGGAUCAAAUUACAACUUUGUAUAUAUUUUGGGAAUGAAACGCGCAAUUUACCCAAAAUGGAAGCGGGCGUAAUUUUCCGACUCUUCCUUUGGCCGCUUCUUGUUCUUCGCUUUUCUUUUUCCCUCCAAAAUCACCGCAUUAUAUUAGUGCGUGCGUACACUACGCCAUUGGUUCGAAAUUGAAUUUGUUUAAACUUUAAACAUUUCUGAGUGUAAUGGCCGGUCAAUCGGAUCCUCAUCCUUCUCACUUUUCUGCCCAAGAGGUUGAGUUCAUGGCCGAGGACGAAAUUAUCGAGAUUGUGCCCAAUAUGAAGAUGGAACCUCUCAAUUUAAUCUGUGGGGAUUACGGUCCAUUUUUCCCCCAAAUGGUUACCCAGGUGCCAAUUUGGCUGGCCAUUGCUUUGAAGAAGAGAGGGAAAUGCGCAAUUCGACCUCCUUCGUGGAUGUCCAUUGAAAGCUUGACUCGGAUUUUGGAAUCAGAGCGUGAAUCUCAAGAAGCGUUUCAAGUCCUGCCUUUCCAUUAUGUGGAAAUCUCAAGGCUUCUUUUUGAUCAUGCACGCGAUGACAUUUCUGAUAUAUACAUGGUGAGAUCUCUGAUUGAGGACAUCAGAGAUGUAAGAUUUCAUAAAGUCGAGACUAGCUUGGAAUCAUUUGAGGAUGCUCGCUCAUCUGCUGUGAGGAUUAAUAAUUUAUCUGCUAUGGAAGUGAAUAUAGUACGACCAUUUGUUGGUCGGGCUCUACAGGCGUUUUAUAAGCAUGGCAGUCCAGAUCUGAUUCCGAAUCCGGAGAGAGUGUCUAACUCUAUUUCUAACAGAUGGCAACAAGCACCUGAUCAAGGACAAAGACGUCCUCUACGGAAAAGGUGAAGACUUCGAGGAUGAUAAUAGGCAUCUUUGCAUUCAAUCUAGAAAUGUUGAUCCCAGUAUGCUAGCAAGAAGGGCACUUCUGUCUUCUGUGGAAGCUUCUAUCAAUAGAAUCCUUUCCUGGUUGGUCAUUUUGGUGACUUAUUCUUCUGGAUUUUGGGUCCUCACCUGGUCGUGAUAAUUGUUGUUAUGUAGUAGCAUUCUGAUUCAGAUGACAAUAGGAAAAAAAAAAAAAAA